Molecule: messenger RNA, 1270 nt
Organism: Papaver somniferum (opium poppy)
Lineage: Eukaryota; Viridiplantae; Streptophyta; Magnoliopsida; Ranunculales; Papaveraceae
Product: E3 ubiquitin-protein ligase At3g02290-like
Exons: 5
Coding region: 281-949 (222 amino acids)
Molecular function (GO): ubiquitin-protein transferase activity
Source: RefSeq, a predicted model, not a curated record
CAAAAUAAAGCGACACUCCACCGAAACCAAAUCCCCCCCUCUUCUCCACUCUCUUCUUCAAUUCUCCCCCCCAAACCAGAAACUUCUCUCAUUUUCAUCAGUUUCAUCUCUCACUUCCGGUGUACCUCAUAAUGUCUUCACUCACAUUUUCAGUGAAAAAUUCUGUAUUCUGGGGUUCUUGAUUUCUAGAGGAUUCAGCUUGUCAAAUCAUAUAUCUGUAUCUGGAUAAGCUUGGUUACAAGUCGUCAUUUUUCAAGUGUUUUUUGGUGAAGCCACGGCUAUGGGCGCGUUUUGCUGUUGUCCGUGUAGUGAAGAGUUUGAAGAGUAUGCUGGUCCUAGUAGCCAUUUAUAUAGACAUUGCAUAUGUCUGCGGUACUUUCUUCACCUAUUCAGUGGGAAUGGUGCAGCAUUCCAUAGACUUGAAGGCCGGUCAGCUGCAUCGUCAGUCCAAGGAGCCACUUCUUCAUCAACGGAGCUGGGCACUACACUACCCGAUAGUUCCUUGACUAGACCAAUGCCAUAUGAUGCUGAACAAAGGUUUACCCGCUUACAACGUGAUGGGUUGGUUUUGAGGCGUGAGAAGUCCGUGAGCAACAUUCAGGAAGAGAAUCAGUUGCUUAGAAGAAGCAAUGGUAGCUCUUGUGUAGAACCGGUGGGUGGAGGGAAGAAAUGGGAUGGCGUUGAGUCUGAUGAAGAAUAUAAAAUUGGUCGUUCAGAGUCCUCUAAGUCUUUAUCUACAAAGAUGUCGCAUGGACUAGCUUUUAUAAUGCCAUCUUCUGAGGACGAAGACGUCUGCCCGACAUGCCUUGAUGAGUACACUCCUGAAAAUCCCAAGAUCAUUACACGAUGCUCCCAUCAUUUUCACCUUGGCUGUAUAUAUGAGUGGAUGGAAAGGAGCGAUAGUUGUCCACUCUGUGGCAAGGAGAUGGAGUUUUGCGAAAGCCUGUGAGCUUCAUGUUUGGUGUCCAAGCGACCGAAAAGGCCCAAUGAAGUCUGUAAAUAAAGUUCCUUAAGCUUGUUCGGAAUAAGCUGACGGCAUGGCAAUCGGUCUCUUUUUUUCUGUAUGCUUUCAUGUCUGUAGGUAAGCUAUUUUGUAAUGGUACAAUCUCUGUACUUUCAACGUCUGUAAUGCUUGUCUCAUAUUAUAUAUCACUUGUAUAGGAAAAAACUGAUAUUGUUAGGUGAUCAGUUGAACUAAUUGUACCCACACGGUUCAUCUUAUUGACACAUCAAGAUUCUAAUGUUUGGCAUACAGUUAUCUCUUUUUGAA